This is a messenger RNA of Ctenopharyngodon idella (grass carp), 1034 nucleotides long. RefSeq names its product partner of NOB1 homolog (gene pno1). The transcript is spliced from 7 exons. Lineage: Eukaryota; Metazoa; Chordata; Actinopteri; Cypriniformes; Xenocyprididae. Gene Ontology annotation, molecular function: RNA binding. The coding region runs from base 102 to 857 and encodes 251 amino acids. The record is from RefSeq and is a predicted model, not a curated record. Gene Ontology annotation, cellular component: nucleolus.
UGCUUGGGCAGCAAUACGGUCCUUUACUGUAACAUGGCAAACGCCACAUGUUCGUGGUAAACAUCUCUGUUGAGCUGUAGUUUUUAAAAUCUCAUUUCACGAUGGAGUCGGUAACAAACACGACAGCAGAAGCGACAGCUACUAUGGACUGUGACGGAAACACAGACACAGACGCGUUUGAGAAAGUGAAGUCGAAGAGGAGUCACAAACGCAAGCGGGACGCGGCAGAAGUGGACAUGCAGGCGGAGGGUUCAGUAGCGGCCAAGAGACCGCAGUUCCCAGCCUUAUCUGGAGACCAGCUCAGGGGAGGAUCAGAUGAGAUGCGGAAAGUGUCUGUUCCUGCUCAUCGUUACACACCCCUGAAAGAAAACUGGAUGAAAAUUUUCACUCCCAUUGUAGAAAACCUGCAGCUUCAAGUGCGAUUUAAUCUCAAAACAAGAAACGUUGAGAUUAAAACGUGUAAAGAAACUCAAGACAUCGGUGCUCUGACCAGAGCUGCUGACUUCGUGAAGGCUUUUGUUUUAGGGUUUCAGGUGGAGGAUGCACUCGCACUGAUCAGAUUAGAUGAACUGUUUUUGGAAACAUUUGAUGUCACAGAUGUUAAACCUCUGAAAGGAGAUCAUUUAUCCAGAGCCAUCGGGAGGAUAGCAGGGAAAGGAGGCAAAACUAAGUUUACCAUUGAGAACGUGACAAAAACCAGGAUUGUGCUCGCAGACACGAAGAUUCAUAUAAUGGGAUCUUUCCAGAAUAUCAAAAUGGCACGGACAGCAAUAUGCAACCUCAUUCUCGGAAGUCCACCAUCAAAGGUAUACGGCAACAUUCGGGCCGUGGCGAGCCGUACAGCUGAGAGGUUUUAACCUCAACACACAGCUCAUGGACUGAUCCAGAAAUACUGCUGAUUUACUGUUAGCCACAUUGGCCUGAAAAUGUCUUUGAAUCAUACGACGGGUGAUCUUGAACACCAGUGGACCGAUUUCUCAACCAAUGGAUUUUUCUGAUCCUUCAGAGAAUAAACACAUCAUGAAUGAAAAUGA